AUGGCAGCCGAGGGCCCCCAACUGACCCCCGUCGGGGAAAAGUCCCUACCAGCAAAAUGCAAGGCGCAGGCCGUGGCGUACUGUCCCACGAUGGACUUGAUAGCGCUGGCAACCGAGGACGAGGAACUGCGCGUAUUCCGACUUAACGGACAGCGCGUGUUCGGGGGUUCUUUUGGUGGAGAUCCGUACCUGGGCGAGGAUGAAGAGGAUGGCGAGAUUAGAGGGAUGGCAUGGAAGGGGAAUGGUCGCCUCCUCGCUGUCGCGUGUGGAGAUGGCUCACUCCGCAUCAUCAGUUCGUACACUGGGAAGACGGUGCACCACUACCAGACCUACCAGCAGAAAGAGGACUCCAAUCCCAAUGAAAAAGCGACACCCAAGGCCACAUGCGUCGGGUGGGGCGUUAAUUUCACUGAUAGCAAAGCCGCACAGCGGCAUUUGGAUGAGUCCGCGGGCCAGAUAUCCGUCGACGACCUUUUAGCCCCAGGAGUUUAUCCCUCCAAGGCGACUGAGAUGCUUAAAGCAGAUUUACCGAGGGAACUUGCCUUGCUGGAUAUUGAGAGCUCGUUACCAAAGCUGAGCACUCUGCCUGCAACAGGAGGCGAAGACGACGUCUUUAGCUCGCGGGCGUCCCUCGAUGCCAUCUUCCAUUCUUCGAGGGAUACCAAUGACUCGGUCGAUGUGCUUUCUGUCGGGUUCAACGAUGGAACCGUCCACCUGCGCAUAUUUGAUUGCUUUGAGAUUGGCUCUUUCCCUGUGGGAAGCUCCACGGGUGUGUCCGACUCGUGUCGUAUCUUGCGGCAUGCCUCGCAUCCUUUAAGCUCUACACAUGCUCUGCUGGUAUCGCCGGCCAAGGGAGAUACUCGAGGUCCGCUUGAGCUUGUUACUAUGGACCUUCGCUUUAUUACGAAGUCUGGGAGGUAUUUGUCUCUUCUUGCGUCGAAGACUACUCAGCUUCAGAAUUUGUUGCGGUAUAUUGGUCAGGUGCAGCGGCAGAUUGAGCUUGAGUGGAAGAAUGCCCAGGAACUUCCUGCGCGGUUCUUGCGCAGUGUUAAUGAGGACUUGCGGGAGAAAUGCCAGUGUGAUUUUAUCACUGCUAUCUAUCACCUGGUGGUCACUGGUCAUUGCUUUGAGCCCAUGAAAGAGUUCCUCAUUGAUAUUGUUGGAGAUAGAGGCCACAAGCGAUGGGAUAAGGCUGUCUCGGGUGGCUAUGAGAAUAUCCGACGACUGACACACGAAUGUCUCCUUCCAGCCUUGGAACGCAGUCAGGUGCUUCUAAGUCGAUUGGUUGGAUUAUCUAAAUUCCAUAAGCUAAGUGAUGUCCUUGGCCUGGACACGACCAAACUCAAUGCCAUUGUGGAGACACUUGACUGUCUCCAUCUUCUUGCGCACCGUGUUCUCACUCAUGCCAACGAGGAACUGGGUCAAUUCGCCGCUUUCUCCAGAUGGCUUCGCCAAGAAAUUCAGGUUCUUAACAGCGACCCCUUGUCGCAAACACUAGAAGAGAUGCAGGAGAAGAGAGACUUGUUUGAUGUCCCUCCUACUGUGAAGUAUAUCAAAGGUGCACUGACCAAGAGUGCUCUACGGAACUUCAUCCGCCAACUCCCGAUGAUCGGAGUUGUUCCACCCCCUGCUCCUCCCGCUGAUAAGUGGCUUCCAGGUGGCCACGACCGCUCGUUCUUCGACACAUACAAGUCACUGCUUCAGCAGCAACGCGAGGCUCGGGAGAAAGGUGGUGAUGGUACAUCGGUCGAGACGCCUAAGCUCAAUGACUUGACGAGACGUCUAGGAGUCCAGUUUGAGAAGGUCUUCGCAGAUAUUGCCUUGACUCAACGCAGGGGAAUUCUCCAUCGCUCACCUUUGACGCUUCACUCUGACUGCGACCAAGAGGUUACCGAUUUGACUUUCUGCUACGAGGAUGCCAUGGAAGACCAUCCUUGCUCGAUAUACGUCGCCACGCGAUCAGUCACAUCAAAAAAUCGAGUCUAUCUCUACCGCGUCGUCCUCAACUCAGUCGGCGGCGUCAGCUCAACAAGAAGUACAUCUCUCGCAAUCCUCGACCUCCAAAACGGCGAAGCCCGCCAACUCCAAUUCGUCAAUGACAACACACUUAUGGUGCUUUGGCGCGACGGCAAAGGAUCUUCCAGUCUCCUCAACUUCCCCUUCCAGCCCGCCUCAACACAACCCCAAAGCGAGGCAGCCGACCAACUACCUCUGGUGCUUGACUACAUUGAGUGUGAUAGCAUGUCAUCCGCUCUCAAACCUACUACAUCGGCUACAACACUAGAUCUCUCGCCUGAAUCACCUCACGUGGGCGUCCUUGUACAUCGCUUUGCUCUGCAUGGCCCCAAGGCGCGACCUAUGCAUGUUGAUGUUAAUGGACGGAAGGGACGGCGCGCUAUUUGUGUUUUGUAUGGGGAUGCUAUGCGGUAUGAGGUUCUGGACUUGGAUGCUGCUAUGGAAGAGGAGGAUGAGGAAGAAGAUGAGGAUUAUCAAGAUGGUGAUGAGGAGGAAGAAGAAGAUGAUGACGAUGAGGAAGUCUUUGAUAGUGAUGAAGAGAAUAAUGAGAAUUAG
Messenger RNA from Penicillium griseofulvum, 2571 nucleotides. RefSeq lists its product as uncharacterized. Gene Ontology annotation, molecular function: protein binding. The record is from RefSeq and is a predicted model, not a curated record. Bases 1 to 2571 code for a protein of 856 amino acids. NCBI's taxonomy places the organism in Eukaryota, Fungi, Ascomycota, Eurotiomycetes, Eurotiales, Aspergillaceae. Gene Ontology annotation, cellular component: nuclear periphery; anaphase-promoting complex. The transcript has 6 exons. Gene Ontology annotation, biological process: protein K11-linked ubiquitination; anaphase-promoting complex-dependent catabolic process; positive regulation of mitotic metaphase/anaphase transition.